Molecule: messenger RNA, 7110 nt
Organism: Neospora caninum
Lineage: Eukaryota; Apicomplexa; Conoidasida; Eucoccidiorida; Sarcocystidae
Exons: 1
Coding region: 1-7110 (2369 amino acids)
Biological process (GO): regulation of DNA-templated transcription
Molecular function (GO): DNA-binding transcription factor activity
Source: RefSeq, a predicted model, not a curated record
AUGGCAACCGACUUUGGCUGCGAUGCCGCGGAAGAGGCUCUGUCAAGGUUCUACGGCUGUGCUGCGCAAGAUCCGAAGAUCAAGGACGAAGACAAUGUCGCCCAACCUCUUCGUUUGCCUUGUCAAACGAUUGAACUUGGGCUCGAAGCGUUGUUGGAAAUAGCGUAUCAAGGAACCGCGAAGUGCACGACAGAACAGCCAGACCCCGUGACUCGGGACGAACCACCAGAGACACCAGGCAGCAGCUGCCGCUUGCACUCCACUUGUGCAUGCGGAGUGCCUGAGCCCCAGUAUGGCGACCGCCCGACUCCUUGCGACCUCCGCCAUCCAACUUGGGCCUCUCCUGCGAACAAGGGGAACAGUGCCGUAAACGAAACGAGUGCGUCCCCAGAAGGGAGUUGUUCGAGUACUCUAGACCGGGCGACAUUGGAUUCAGCCCGUGCCUCGUUCCCUGUAGACAGAGUGAGAGUGCGGUCGCUGGUGAACCGAAGUUCUCCUCCCCGUCAAGGACGUAGCACUCGAAUUCAAGGCCCAUGUUCGGCAGGAAAGCAGGACCACACUUCCUCGGAUGCGAUGAGCGAUUCGUCUUCGUCGUCUGCAGAUUCUUCCACCAGGACAUUGAGGGAUGUUACAGUGGGCGACCUCCGAAACGGAAGCGUCGCAGCUCCACGCGGUGUCCCAUCAGGAGGGGGUUCUUUUCCUGAAGGAAAUGCGAGGGAGACGGGAGGUGGAGUCGAGAGUGAGGAACGAGAAACUGGGUCGGCGAGGAAAGGAGCAAAGGAUGCACCGACAGGAACUGGAGCCAUGGAGGUGACUCCAGAGGGGUCGCGGCCAGCGGGCCGAGGCAGCGGCCAGAUGCAGCGGGAACCCUUUCUGUUUGGAGCGCAGCGGCUUCCGCCAACUUUUUGUCAGCCGCCUUCGUUGGUCCACGCAUCCAAUAACCGUGCGUCGACGCCGUUCCACGACACCAGCGCUUCUCUCCUUCAGGCAGAAUCUGCAUCCCAGGGGAACUGCUGGCGACACCUACUGAUGGGUACGAGUGGCGAGCUGAGAGCGGCUUCAAACUCAGGGGAGGCACAUCCGCCAGACACACUCGGCACUGCGGACGCGCCUGUCCAAUCACGAGCAGCAACGUCUUCCGCCACGGGCAGCGACAGGGGAAACGCGGCACCUGCAAACGGUCCGGGGGGGAGCCAAGCGCUUCACUGGCCGCCGCGGUCUCAUCCGAGCCUACUGGUGGUGGAGAGCAUGACGGGAUCGCCGAGCCAGCCAGCACGCAACGCGUCUUCACGAGCGUCUACCCUCCGGGAUGAGGGACACCAUCUACGACUUCCUCAGACGAGCUGCGACAUGAUUUCAUCACUGUCAGCCUGUCGCGUCGAUUUGCUGUCGACUAGGGCAACAAAGGAAGAACUUCAGAGGAGGGAGCAAGACCUUCAACAGCAGCUACACAAUUCUCGACAAGAGCAGGAGAUCCUCCAAGCUUUGGUCGGCGAGAUGACGGCGCUGCGCCAAGAUGCAGAGGCUGCGGCGGCUGCUGAGGCGGCAGAUGCCCCAGAGUCAAGAGAAGAGCAUUUGGGUGAACAGGGAAACAGGGAGCGAGACACCAGGAAUCGCUGCGCGAGACUGGGUGUCGGCGAUGCAAGCAGUAAUGAAAGGGGAACCAGUGUCGCAUGCAGCGGAGAGGAUGCCGGAGCUUUUCUCAUUUCGCCUGCUGGACCCAGGUUCGGUUCGGACGAUAUCGGGGCUGCGUUGCUCCAGGCCUUCGGGCUGAAGAGAAGGAAGUUUGCAACCCUAGCUCCAGGCGGACCUAUCGAUGUGGAAGCGGACGUCGAGUCCAACGCGGAAGCACAGUUGCGGGGUCAGUUAGGGGCGUUUGGACGGCAAGACGCUUCAUCAGUCCGUCGACUAGUCUCGUCUGUUCUAAGAGGCGAGGAGGCGGUGCAGGCGGGCAGGGGGAAGACGGAAGGCCCCGUCGACAGUGGCGCGGCAUCUCGGGGUCUUGCGAAUGCUGUAGAGUCUCGAGUGCGGGCAUCGGCCGCAUGCGACAGCCGAACUGAUGAGGCAACUGCACAGGCGGUGCCGCCAGGGAGGCUGUCGGAGCCUCAAAGCUUAACGGGAAUUGCCACGGGUUCACCAUUGGGAGCUGGACUGUCGCGUUUGGCGACAGCGUCUUGUGGCGCUUCAAGAGUGCCCGCAGAACCUUUGUAUCCUGGGUGUGCAGGAUCGCCCUCAAUGCGAGGGGCGACGCCGGAGCUGGAGAGACUGUCAAACGUCGAGCCUCGCUCCGGUUUCGGAAACCCGUCGGCGGAGCAACAAGUCUUGGCGCUGCUGGCGGCGUCAACGGGAAGCGCCGUGGGCGCGAUGGAUGACGCUGUUAAGACGCAGCUCGGGCACCCGCAGCAUCGCGCUGCAGAGUACGCAAAGCUGGCCCGUCUGUUGCCUCGCAUCAACCGUCUGACCUUUUCUACUCAGACCCUGAUGUGGGUCGUGCGAGUACAGACUCGGCGCACUCGGCUGUGUAAGUCUUUCUCCGUGCGGAAGCUCGGCUUCCUUCCGGCCCGCCAGGCGGCGGUUGAUUUCCUGAUGGAGUUUGACCACCAGGACCAGCAACUGCAUACGCGACCCUCAGACCCAACGAGAAGCGCCUCACCGACAGCGCGAUCGCGACGAAGCGAAACGGAUGGAGCCGCUGCGGAAUCGCCUCUCAUGCACAAUGGGCACGUGGACAGAGACACAGCGGCCGACGGAUUUGCCCCCAUGGAUUCUUCGUGCGCAUGCUGCGGCGGACAACACUCCGACCAGCCACAGCUAGCGGGUGCGCGGCUUCAGCUGCCGGAGGCGUCCACGCCCCAUUCAGGAGGACCCGGCGGUUGCGUCGCGCGCGCGUGCAAAGAGACUGCACCGUCUGAGGCGAGCCUGGCGCAUGGCAGCAUUCCGGGUGCGACCAAAGGCAACCUCGCCCCCGGUGAACGUCAUCCACAGAGCAAACCGACACAAGGCGACUGCCGAGCGGAGGCAAGCGCCGCUGAUCCGGUUUUGAAGGGCGACGCGGCGCACCACGGAGGCGCAGCUCAGACGGUGGCUUCUUCGAAGCGACACCUCGAAGAGGAGCGGAACGCGGAGAACCCUUCCCGUGCUCAGUCGAGCGCGGCGUCGCAUUUAGAGUCGGGGGGCCCAGCGCUUUCAAGAGCGGCUGUUCCCGUGUGCCCCGUCGACAGUCCUGCGCAGAGGCUGUGCGCGCGGUGUGCAACGUCGUCGUCUUCCGAUACGCCCGGAGAUUGCGGACAUGCAAAACCGUCUCUGGAUUCGUCGUCAGGUGGGGACACGCGAAGGCGAGGCAAUCCGGCGCAGUGCCUAGCAGGCCAUGGUGGAAUCGCGCAGUCUAGCUGCGGUGAUGCAGCCGGUGCUUCACGUGAAAGUGUCGGUUUGCGGGAACUCCAGAGCGAUGCUUGUUCGACGAUCCCUCCAGUGGAUUGCCCAGGGGCAAGCGAAGCGUCCGGGCCCGGGCGCGAAUCCGGAGUUCGGACGCCUCGGAGCGCCUCGAGUGCGUCUCAAGUGGAGCGGAGACUGACGACGAAAGAAGGUCGCGCCAGCACGUGCACAUGUUCGGGGAAUGAAUGGACGAAACCGCGUGCGAGUGUGGACUCGGUUGUGUUACGGCGGGAAGGCCGCGACGGGAGCUUUGCACAUUUGCAUCAACGCCAAGAGCAGCACGAAAGGCGAAAGCAUGCACGGGAGGAUCUGGCCUUGCGAGCCCGACAACUUCCGCAUACCGUCGGGGUGAAGUUUGAUCCGACGUGCCCGCGAUGGAUCGCUCACUGGAAGCGCGAAGGCCAGCGAUUCUUCAAGAGCUUCAGCGUCGAGAAAAAUGGCUUCGAGAAUGCCUGGAACCUGGCCAAGUUGUGUCGCCAAAGAAACGCUGAACUUGCGGCCGCGACCAGGAGCAGCGCCAGCGGCGGAACGGGGAAGUCUCGGCGCUCGCUGUCUGGGCAGCGAAAUGCAAUUGACGGCGCGGAAAGCGACGUGACCGCACGUAUCGCUUCGUCUAUUACUCACGCAAUUGCGCUUGGUGGCGACUCGCGCGAAGAUGCAGGGGCCGUGCCACAGCUGCCGACUUGCUUACCGAUUUGUCAGAGGCAAGACGCAUCUUCCGUGAACCCACCGAAUAUUCCCAGUGAUUCGUUCCUCGCCGCACUGGAAGACUACCUUUCUGGCAGCUACGCGACUGCAGUACGAGGAGGCAGGCAGGAUAGUCGAGAAGACAUUUGUGAUCGUCGCUGGUGCAGGAGAGACGGGACCCAACCUGAAAGUGUUGCCGGUGAUGCUGCGCUCUUCUCUGCCGCCAUUCCCGCGAGAGCAGGUCAAACGUUGCUGGAUGAAAGCAGAGAGAGCGAGGCUCCGGUUUGUCCACAGUCAGACAGGACACGGAUAGAGGCUGCAGCUGUUGCAGAGAUUGCUGGCUUGCGUGCCUUCUGCAAUCUCGUUGCCAGCGAAGCAGCUCUGAAGACUUCUGCUCGCACUACCUCUCGAGACGCGCUGCGAGGCACCGGAGGAUGGCAGAGAGGCCCGAACCUGUCCCUUCGCGCGACAGAUGGGGCAGCGGACGUCGAACCACAGUGGGCCACCCCUCUGCGUGGCGCCGCUGCUCCUCCGGCUACCGAGAGCAUGCAAGAUCCGGCCGAGUUUGUUCCGUCGGCACUUUUCGCGGACCAGAUGAGUGCCCGGCUAGCUGGGGCACCGGCUGUUGACGUGUCGUGGAUCCGGUCCACCGAUGUUGGAGCCGAUAGCUCUGCUUCAGAGAGUCGCCUCCGUCUCCCAGUGCUUCCAGGCGAAGCCAAGAGGGUACACAGUCGAGUGGCAUAUUCGUUCAAGGGGACCGACUGUGAUGGCGGUGGGACAAGGCCAGCCGGCGAGGGAAUUGCCCAAGGGAAGGAGGGUGCAGACGCAGCGUGCGCCGACGGUGGGAGCUUCUUUGAAGGCCUUGGCGUUCCUUCACUGGACUGCGAGCGAGCAUGCACUGCGUCACGCCUUGGGGGCAGGUCGGCGGUGCCUGGUCUCCCUGGACAGCCCGCGUCUCAUCAAGCUGUCCCCGCCUUCAUGCCGCAUGCCGACGACAGUCGAGUCGCCGAACCGGCCAGAACAACAGCGGUGGAUGCCGCGACGGACCUUCGAGAGACUGUCUCGUCGGUAGCCACUCCACGCGCAAAGGGGCCGAGAAGCGACUUGCGCGACUCCGCCCAAGUUCGCGGUCUAUCGGAGAGACCUGCCCUCCGGAACGCGGCUGUCUGUGGUCCUCAACUGUGGCAUUCAGAGUACAUCCAAGACGCAGUUCGACUGUGCAGCGCAAUGCCGCAACAGCGAACGACAGGCGAGCAGCGGCGCUUGGCGCUGGCUGACGUGGGAGCUGGCGCAGAGCUUGUCUCUUCGUCGCUCCUUUCAGGAGCCGCCCUUCCGCCGUGCAAUCCGCAGCUUGCUGAGCAUCUGUCGCUGGCCGCGACCGCAAGUUUGACUGUCCCGUCAGUCCCGGGGUCCGGCGGCGACGGAUCGGCGGCUAGCGGGGAGGCGUCCGUGCCACUACUGUUGCUGCUGUCCAGAGGUGAGCAUUCCCGUCUGGGGAGAUCCGCAGCUGUAACGAGUUCGAGCGCCGCGGUCCCGGACCCGUUUGUAGCUGAGGGAAGUCCGUUGUUGCCAUCAAGAGCGAACGGUUUGGAUAUUGCGAAGAACGCAAACAAGGAAGGGUCGUGGGUGAAUUAUGGCGGGCUCCGGUUGGGCACACGGGAAUGUGCGGCGUUCUUAGCCACCCCAGAGGCUGGUGCACGAGACUUGUCGCUGGAUCCCCAGGCCAGUCAAGGCGUCGCCUCGAACUCUGCAACAACACCCGAUUUGUGGACCCGUUCUCCCACCGACCUCGUCGCUCUUAGUUCCCAACUAAACGUUCCUGGCGUCAGCCUUCUGCCAAAAGCAUCGACUGCUUCGGGAUUUUAUUCCUCAGAGCUGCUCUCGGAGGAGGGUGCACGCUGGACGGUAUCAGCUCAAGCGAGAAUCGCGGGCGUUGGGGUGCAAGAACAAGGGGGACGCGCCAGCAAACUUGGCUCCGUCAGUCAGGAAACGGAAUACGGCGAAGCGUCGCCUCUGAAGGGCGCAGAAGGCAAUUCAUCCGCUGCAUCGCCUGAAGACGCUUUUCAGACGCUGACGAUUCACUCGGCUCGGACAAGCGCGGGCACCUGUCCGGACGACACGGGAGUGCUGGGCGGUUUGAAGGGGUGUGCAAGCAGUGGCAUCACUGGAUCAGUGUUGGGGGAACCUCGGCGCGACAUUCCUAUUGAGGGGGAAAGCUCUGGGGCAAGAGCGGAGUCCCCGGGCCAGGUGGUAGACCGGAAAGCGCGACGAGCGUCUGAGCAGGAGCGUCUACGUGAGCAAUCCCACGCUUUCUCGCUUUCGGACUGGGGCUUCGAUAUGCGACUUCCGGUGACAGAGAACAUCGAAAGCAACAUGCGAAGGCGCAACAGCAUUGACCCACUGUUCCGAGAGUUGGACGCGAGUUCUGCAGGUGCACUUUCGGCGACAGAGAGAGGGCUGCGUGGAGCGGUCGUCGAGACUGACUUCGAGCGGACGAAGGUCCACAAGGGAAGUGGCGAAGAGGGACGCGUCGACGGCGUAUCGACGCGCCGUGCAUCUAGCACUUGUUCAGGUAGCCAAGCUUCGCAUUCGUUAUUGGGAGGAAGCGAGACUCCAGGGUGGUGUUCGUCCGAGCACACAGAAAACCCGGAGCGUCUCUCGUGGGCAAAGGUGGCAGUGCUGAUGAUUCUGCGAAACCUCCGCGACGCCUGCCAGACCCGGGGGGUUCCGUCUGAGGGCGCGCUAUGCCGCCUAACUGGUUACAUUCAAAUGGUGGAUGCGUGCCACACGGAGGGGCCGAAUCUGCGUGCUCUUCUCGCUACUUUUUCGAACCUGAUUGCAGAGCAGCGUCUCCCUGGCAGCUUGCCCACUGAGGACCUGCUCCAGCUCGUCAGGGACGUGCAAGCAGCUCUGACGACCCAGGGCGAAUUGCAGUCGAGCGGAACUGAGCAGCCCUCGUCGGUGUGUUCAGCGGCUCAACCCAGCUAA